Messenger RNA from Adineta ricciae, 660 nucleotides. Lineage: Eukaryota; Metazoa; Rotifera; Eurotatoria; Adinetida; Adinetidae. The record is from the annotation of a GenBank genome assembly.
AUGCCACGAUCAUACUCACGUUCGCGUUCUCGCUCCAAUUCGUCGAGUGUGUCACCCGACCGUCGUUCACGCUCGCCAGCUCGUAAUAAUGAUCACGACGACGACGAUAGUAAUAACUGUCGAUUACAUGUUGCUGAUCUCUCAUCCAGUUGUACAAAACGUCAAGUCGAAAAAGCGUUCGAGAAGUGGCCCUUAACUGAAGUUUGGCAUGCACAAGCAUCGUGUUUUGCUUUUGUUGUGCUACGUAAUCGGGAAGAUGUUCGACAAGCAAUCGACGAGUUAGACGGACGAUUCAUUGGUAACGCACGUGUUCGUGUUACUUUAGCUCGACCACGCAUUCGCUCCAGUGGUGCUAGUGAUGGUGGUAGACGAUACUUUGACGCAAAUAAACGGUGUUACCAAUGCGGUGUCCGAGGUCAUUUCAGUCGUGAUUGUGGCAAUGAACAACGAAGCAGCAGAAGAUCUGACAAUGAAUACCGAUCUCGUAAGGACGAGCGUCGACGUGAACGAUCGUAUUCUCGAUCGCGUUCUCGAUCGCCUCGUCCGCGUGUUGUUCGAGAAACUCGUCGUUACAGUCCUCGCCGAUCACCACCAAGCUCGAGUUAUAAAUCACGUGAAAAUGGCUCUGGUUACUACUCCAGUCCACCUCGAACGAAAUAA